Molecule: messenger RNA, 741 nt
Organism: Sturnus vulgaris (Common starling)
Lineage: Eukaryota; Metazoa; Chordata; Aves; Passeriformes; Sturnidae
Product: noggin-like
Biological process (GO): negative regulation of BMP signaling pathway; negative regulation of cell differentiation; dorsal/ventral pattern formation
Source: RefSeq, a predicted model, not a curated record
AUGGAGGGACCACACCGCAGCUGCCUCCUCCUCCUCCUCCUCCUCUGCCUGUUCCCACCGCCGGGCAUCCCAGGCCCACCGCCGCCUCUGGAGGAGCCUCGGGAACCGCCGCUGCCGCCGCCCAGCCCCGCUGACCCCACCGCUCACCUGCUGCGCGGCCACCCCUCGGCCCCAGUGCGGCCCUACAGCCUGUCGCUGUCCCCUGAGGAUUAUCGCUACGCCCCCAAGCCCCGGCACCUGCGCCCCGGGCGGCUGCGUCGGCUCCUGGGCUCGGCCUUCGACCCCUUCUGGAUGGCGACCGAGGAGCCCCGCAGCCGCAACGGGAGCGUACUCGAGGAGAACUUGGAGUCCAUGAGCAGGGACCUGGCCGAGGGUGCCGGGCGCUAUCACCGCAAGCUGUGGCGAGAGGUGGAGGGGCUGGAGCUGCCCCCCGAGCUGGCGGGGGCCCUGGCCCGCCGCCUGCGGCAGUGGCUGGUGGAAAGGGCCACCUGCCGCCUCAUCUCCGCCUGGGUGGACCUGGGACCCGUGUUCUGGCCGCGCUGGGUGCGCCACACCACGUGUGAGACCGGCGACCCCGGCUGCUCCUGGCCCCCUGGCAUGGCCUGCCGGCCCGCACAGCUCACCCGCAUCAAGCUGCUGGCCUGGCACUGCUGGAGCCCGCAGCAGCCCGGCCCCCCAGACUGCACCUGGCGGCAGAUCCCAUACCCCGUCGUGGCUGCCUGCAAGUGUUCCUGCCGCUGA